Molecule: messenger RNA, 656 nt
Organism: Ostrea edulis (European flat oyster)
Lineage: Eukaryota; Metazoa; Mollusca; Bivalvia; Ostreida; Ostreidae
Exons: 5
Coding region: 159-641 (160 amino acids)
Source: RefSeq, a predicted model, not a curated record
UUUAUCAAUUAGCAUAUUUGGAAUAGUAUCAACAGCACAUUACUAAUUUAACAGGUGUAUUGUUACUGAUCGCCUUCAUUGUUUGUCUGGCGCUUCCUGUUCACACACAGAAUAAUGUAAGUUGUUUCUCAUUUAUUCAUACCGAUAACAAUAGUCCCAUGACGUUAGAGGAUAAUUGUUUUCAAAUCAGCAAUAGGAAAGUAAACACUAUGUACACAGGUAUACUUUUAUACAUGGGGAAGUCAUCAUGCACAUACAAAGACAUGCGAUUGAAAGAAAUCAAAAAGUAUAUUGUUCAAGACUCCCACCAGCGGUCAUUGUGCAUAACAAUGAUGACGAUGUCCAUCGAUACAACACAAUGCAAAGAAACCAUUGAUAAAUUACAGCAUAUCUGCAAGCAACCAAAAUCAAUUUAUUUUCAAGAUUGUUUUCCUGUCAACUGUCCAAGUACCAGUGAGAACAAAAUUAAUGAGACUGAAUCGAUAAUUAUGUCCGGAUUUCCCGAGCCAAAGAUGAGCAAUAUUGGACAAGAUGUUUACGAAAUUCCUACAUCGUAUUGCAACAUGAAACAAUGUAAAGUAGAGAACUGCUCUACGGAAGAAAUGAAGAAAGGGAUUCCGAAGAAUGGUACGGGUCAAUAAACAUCAGCAUAGAUA